AUGAGGGUUUCGGGGAUUGUUCUUAUGCUGGCCUUAAAUGUCUACGCCCAAGUGGGCUCCCGACAUCAAUAUAUUGAUUAUCGAAAACCUCAACCAAUCUCUAGAGACAUAAUCUGUUUGGAUGGAGGGCCAAUUUCGUUUCGACCUCGGCCAGGAGCGUCUAUACCAAACUGCUUACCUGCCCCUGGACCAGUGAAGAGGAGCAAUUUUUUAAACAUCAGCAUAUAUAAGUCCGUUCCAUACCACUGUCCCGGAAAAGGCUAUGUGUGUGGAUAUUCCAGAGUUCCAAUGGACAACUAUGGAAACGUACAAGUGAAAUGUUGUACAGCUGUUGGUGUUACCUACGAUGAAAGAGAAUGCGUCCGUUAUUUCCGGUUUGAGAGUCCUCAACAUCUUUCCCCAACAAAACCAGGAUACUUCUUAGUCAGCUCAACUCCAUUUUUUAUUCCGAAAAACAACAUUGGAUUUUAUAACAAAGAAUGUCCUUUCCACAAAGCACAGCACUACAUUUAA
Magallana angulata is the source of this 513-nucleotide messenger RNA. RefSeq lists its product as uncharacterized. NCBI's taxonomy places the organism in Eukaryota, Metazoa, Mollusca, Bivalvia, Ostreida, Ostreidae. The transcript is spliced from 5 exons. Bases 1 to 513 code for a protein of 170 amino acids. The record is from RefSeq and is a predicted model, not a curated record.